AUGACAUCUCAGACUUCUCAGACUUCUUAUCUCAUAGUGGGUUCAGGAAUUUUUGGUACAUCAACCGCUUAUCAUCUCUCACUUGCACAUCCUCAUUCAUCCAUAUCCCUCUUGGAUCGUUCAUCCCCCUUCCCAUCUUCCCUAGCUGCUUCUCAUGACUACAACAAAAUCAUCCGAGCCGAUUAUGAAGACAUAUUCUAUUGUGAGUUAGCGCUCAAAGCACGCGAACUGUGGAGAAAUGAUCCUUUGUAUAAGCCAUAUUAUCAUCAAUCUGGGUAUGUGAUCGUUGAUGAUACCGGUCUUGGACGAAGAAUCAUCGGCAAUUAUGAAAAAUUGGGUGUUUCCGAUCAUCAGGCGCGAAUUGUUGGACCGGACGAGCUAAAAACUAUGUAUGGUGGACUAUUUGAAGGAACAGAUUGGAAAGGCGUUAAAGAAGUCUUUAUGAACGAAGGAAGCGGAUGGGCAGAGGCCACGAAAGCUGUACAGAAGAUUGCCGAGAUGGCAAAGGCAAAUGGCGUGAAGUUCAUCGAGGGAGAUGUGGAGAAUAUUGUCUUGACAGUGGAUGGUGAUUGUAUUGGUGUAUUAACGAAGGAUGGCAGGACGUUCCGUGCAGAUAAAAUCAUACUAUCGACAGGCGCAGGUACAGCAAAGUUGCUUGCAGAUUCCGCUCCGCAGAUGCAUUAUAUUCUAGCUGAGGAUCGAAUUACUGCAGCUGCAGUUGUGGUUGGUCAUGUCAAGUUGAGUGAGACUGAGUAUGAAAAGAUCAAACAUACCCCGGUAUUUCACCACAUGGUCGGAGAAGUCUUAGGCGCAGUACUCCCUCCUACCUCAAAUGGCAUUCUCAAAUUCUGUGCAGAUAUCAGCCUCAAGAAUACCGCACUCCAUGAGUGCUCAGGGCAUAUGAUAUCGGCUCCACCCAAUGAAGCUGAUCAAGCGCAGCAUAAUGUUCCCAAGAUUCUUCGAGAGGAAUGUUAUCGAGUAAUGAAAGGUAUCUAUGGCAAGAUGGUUGAGGAAUUCGAAUUCGAUUCUUUCCGCAUGUGCUGGGAUGGUAUUACUCCCAACCAAGAUUUCAUAAUCUCGGCACAUCCACGCUGCCAAAGUUUGUACAUUGCUACUGGCGGUUCUUUCCAUGCCUGGAAGUUUUUACCAAUCAUUGGGGAUUAUGUUGUGAAGAUGCUUGACAAUGAACUGGAUGCUGAUUUUGCCAAAAGAUGGGCAUGGGAUCGUGAUCAAAAAGGGAGUGUACAUGAACAGUUUAUUCCUAAGCGAGAACUAAGAGAUUUGUCUUGA
Messenger RNA from Sclerotinia borealis F-4128, 1290 nucleotides. The record is from the annotation of a GenBank genome assembly. Lineage: Eukaryota; Fungi; Ascomycota; Leotiomycetes; Helotiales; Sclerotiniaceae.